This is a messenger RNA of Seriola dumerili (greater amberjack), 2832 nucleotides long. It is a transcript of the gene npas4a, whose product is annotated as neuronal PAS domain-containing protein 4A-like. Bases 1 to 2811 code for a protein of 936 amino acids. The transcript has 8 exons. NCBI's taxonomy places the organism in Eukaryota, Metazoa, Chordata, Actinopteri, Carangiformes, Carangidae. Gene Ontology annotation, biological process: regulation of transcription by RNA polymerase II. Gene Ontology annotation, molecular function: DNA-binding transcription factor activity, RNA polymerase II-specific; RNA polymerase II transcription regulatory region sequence-specific DNA binding; protein dimerization activity. The record is from RefSeq and is a predicted model, not a curated record.
AUGUACCGCUCAACCAAAGGAGCUUCCAAGGCUCGACGGGACCAGAUCAACGCCGAGAUCCGGAACCUGAAGGACUUGUUGCCCAUAUCCGAUGCAGAUAAAGCGCGACUCUCAUACCUGCACAUCAUGUCACUUGCCUGCAUGUACACCAGGAAAUCCGUCUUCUUCACUCAAGAAGCGGGAACUGCCGCUAGUCUUGAAGAGAGCGCGCGGUUUCUGUCUUUCCACGAACUGUCGGAGUUGAUGCAGGCGCUGCCAGGCUUUCUGAUGCUGCUGACCGGGGAGGGGAAGCUCCUGUACCUGUCAGACAGCGUCUCCGAGCACCUCGGACACUCCAUGGUGGAUCUUGUGGCACAGGGGGACAGUGUGUACGACAUCAUCGACGCCUCAGACCACUUCAUCAUGAGGACCAACCUGUCAACCUCUACAUCACUUGAGAUGGACCGUCUCUUCCGCUGUCGCUUCAACACCUCCAAGUCCGUGCGGAGGCAGAGUGCCGGGAACAAGCUGGUUCUGAUCCGGGCUCGCUGCCUCUCUCCCCCCUCAACCUCUCCUGCCGCCGGGUCCUACUGGACCUCCAACCCUGUCUGGGUGUGUUUCUGCUCCCCCCUGGAGCCCCACCCGAGCCGCUCCGGCCCCGGGGCAGAGAGGGAGUUGACUUCCACCUCUCCCCUUGCUGAGAGCAACUUGUUCCUGGCCUGCUUCUACUCCCAGCAUGGCCGGGACAUGAGGCUACAGGCAGCACAGGACAGUGUGAGCGCCUAUCUUGGCUUUGAUGUGACAGCUUUACGCUCUCGCUCUUGGUACAGCCUCCUCCACCCACAGGAUCUGUCACAUGCCUCCGCUCAGCACCGCAGCCUAUUGAGAGAAGGAGGAGAGGGCAGAGCUGAAAUGGUGGUGCGUGUGCAAGCUCAGGAUCAGUCGUGGGUUUGGCUUUACAUGGUGCUUCAGCUGCAGCCUGGAGAAAUCCCCAUCAGCAGCAACAACUACAUCAUCAGUGAGUCUGAGGCCUGGUCUGUGCGUCAGCAGCUCAGCUCAGAGCAGACCCAGCUGACCCUGAUCCUGACUGCUGGUACCUCUCAGCAAGAGAGUCUGAGCCUCCAGUCCCCAGAAACCCUGUCCAGCCCAGACCAGGUCUUCACCCCAGGCAGCAGCGGCCUGUCUGCCCAGUCCUUUGACUUCAGCACUGCUGGCUGCAGCGUGGGCUCCUCUGAUGAACCAGGGAGCUCUGCUGCUGAGGCCAUGCAGCUGGAGGGUGACCCUCGUUCCAGUAUCUCCUCUCUGGAGGAAGAAAGCUUCUUUCAGCAGCAACCUACUGAGAGCCCCUCAGCUGCCUCCUCGCCCACCCCAGUCACUGUUGAAACAGUAGCAGACUUAGACUUUUUAACCCAGAACAUUCUCCUGCCACCCUCCUUCCAGCUCGACCCUCCACUGCCAGCUCUCCCCCUGCCUCUCCCACCUGUCCCCACCUCACAAGCUCAGCAGACCAAAGAGUUUGUGUGCACACCACCCUACACUCCCCAGGUUAGUGGGGCUAGCUUCCCAUUCGGUGAACCCCUCUUCAGCUUUGACCCCACUGGCACUACCACACCUCCGCCCUCUGCUACAACAGCCACCGCCACCACCUCUGUGGCCCCCUCAGCGCCCGCCUCUGCCCCACCAACUACCACCUCCAGCCCUACUCCCCCCACCACCCUCUCUACCAAACUUCCCCUCGCUCUACCUACCCCAUCCACUGAUCUCCUCUUCCCUGUCGAGCCCUGCAGCGGCUCCCUUUAUGAGAAACUGCCCCCCACACCUGACAGCCCCGGAGACGGUGACUGCACAGUAAUGACCCUGCCCGAGGUACGGGGUCCACUGUAUGUAGAUGUACCACUGGGGCCCCUCCAGUGUCCACCUGAGGGCCUCCUCACCCCUGAGGCAUCACCUGGUAAACAGCCCUGCCUCUCCUUCUUCUCCCUGGAGAGAGAGAGGGAGAAGGAGAGGGCAGAAAUCUCUCUCUUAGCUCAGCAUAUCAGCUCACUGGCAGAGGGAUUCUACCUGGAUCCACUCUUGUCCAAACUCUCUCCUCCCUCCAUGUCACCCUCAUCCUCCCCUCCCUCCCCCUUCCUGUCUCCCACUGUAGAAACUGCUGAUGUUGAUUCAGUCCAUAUGCUUAGGGAGUUUUAUCCCAUCAAAGCAUGGAGAGGUCUGGACAUUCCCAUCUUCCUAGACGAUGAUGACUCUCUGUUUGAAGAGAGCAUCCUAGAAACCCUCCUCCAAGACGACUUCGCUCCUCCCCAGUCCCCUGGCAUCUCCUCCCCGUCUCCCUGCACCUCCCCUAUGCCCAAUCCCUCCAGCCCAACCUCUCCUCAAACCCCAGUGUGCUGGCGCCAACCCUCCCAGUUUGAGGGAGUGGGCCACUUCUGUAGCGUCCAAUCGGCGCAAUGUAACUCCAUGGCUGGGUGCGGGGCGACUGUGGCUGCUGAGGCUGGGGUGAUGGCGGAAGGGGAGGGGCUAGCGGAGGAAGCAAUGGAGAUCGAGGUGGUGUCAUCUCCAGUGUCCUCUUGCUCCUCCAUCCCAGCUUCCCCUCCCCUCAUCCUCACUGCCUCCCCCAGUCCCGCCACCUCCAUGCCCAUUGGCUCGCCCACGCCCGCCGUGUCUUGCACUCAGUCCCUCCUGGAGGAACUGGCCGUCCUGGAACCCAUGUUUGGGGCAGGUGCCUCGAUCGCCCCUGGCUUAGGGCAACAACCUGAGUUGUAUCAACUCCAAUGUCAUCCAUCGCCACAGUGCUUCCACAAAGAUGGGAGUGGAAGUGUUCCUCCGUUCUAAAAUAAGUCUGUGACUUACUUC